Molecule: messenger RNA, 983 nt
Organism: Vitis riparia (riverbank grape)
Lineage: Eukaryota; Viridiplantae; Streptophyta; Magnoliopsida; Vitales; Vitaceae
Product: plant cysteine oxidase 3-like
Exons: 6
Coding region: 48-776 (242 amino acids)
Molecular function (GO): oxidoreductase activity, acting on single donors with incorporation of molecular oxygen, incorporation of two atoms of oxygen
Source: RefSeq, a predicted model, not a curated record
CAAGACAAGCCCCAGUGGUGCAUGACAAAUUCAGGCAACAGAAGGCCAUGGACUGCGCAAUUGAGAGAAGUAAGAUACAAGUGCUGUAUGAUGCCUGUGAUGCUGUGUUCUCUCAGAAGGAGCUUCCAACUUUCCAACAGAUUCAGUGGCUGAAGAAUCUCCUAGACUUAAUGGAAGCCAUCGAUGUUGGGAUUGACGAAUUUAGCUUACACCAGUCUCCAUUUUCAAGCCCAAAGAUUACAAAAGGAUUGGUUUGCGGACAAGCAGUCUCUGAAAUAACUUAUAUUCACAUACAUGAAUGCGACAAUUUCUCUAUGGGAGUGUUUUGCUUCCCUGCAGGAAGAACAUUUCCCCUUCAUGAUCAUCCAAAUAUGACGGUUCUGAGCAAACUCCUCUAUGGUUCUGUUCAUGUUAAAGCUUAUGACUGGGUGAAAGCAGAGAAUUCCAGCUGCAGAACAAUUGGACUAGCUGGAAUUGUGACAAACAGCAUCUUCAACGCACCACACGAGCCAUCCAUCUUAUUCCCACGGAGCGGUGGAAACAUUCAUUCCUUCACAGCACUCACUCCUUGUGCCAUCUUGGAUGUGUUGGCUCCGCCAUACAGUGAGGAGUUUGGAAGGCCUUCCACUUACUUUAAUGACAUGCCAAUUCCAACGCUUCCUGGUUACGUCAUACUUGAGGAAAGAGAUUUGCCAGAUGAUCUAGUGGUCACUAGAGCACCAUAUCUUGGCCCUUCCAUUGUCGCUGCUGGGGAUGAGCUCAUGACUUGUUCAUAGAAUGUUCAGCUUAUUCUGUCGGGUGUAUAUGUAUAUAUUUAUAGCAAUACAGGAUCCUCUGAGAUUGAUUUAACAGAUUCAGAAAUUACAAUCUCAGCAGCUACCCUUUCAUAUGGUGAAAAAAAAAUGUUACAAUCAGGUUUAUAUGUAUACCGUUCAUUGCCAACCAUAUUCAUAAACAAAUUAUAUAAUUUAGAUUUUUUUUUC